Phlebotomus papatasi is the source of this 507-nucleotide messenger RNA. Its product is annotated as bolA-like protein 3. Bases 90 to 413 code for a protein of 107 amino acids. Lineage: Eukaryota; Metazoa; Arthropoda; Insecta; Diptera; Psychodidae. The transcript has 2 exons. The record is from RefSeq and is a predicted model, not a curated record.
UUCAAUCGCAGCUCUUUACACAUAACCUCAAUCCGGCAACCUUCUUGUUGUGUAAUUCCUGAGGCACAAAACAAUAGUUAUCAGUGAAAAUGAAGAGAAUUUUCCACAGAAAUACCCAGAGAUACACAUCACUCCUAUCUCGAAUGUGGUCAGGAAACAGUGGGCAGAGUGCACCAAAGUACACAGAGGAAGACCUCAAGCGAUAUCUCACAGAAAGGUUUCCAAAAGCAGAAGAGAUUGGCGUGGCAGACAUUUCCGGAGGCUGUGGAGCGAUGUUUGAGAUUUUUGUGAAAUCUCAGGAAUUCAAGGGACUUUCUACAGUUAAACAACAUCGACUGAUAACUGAAUCUCUCAAGGAACAAAUUAAGGAUAUGCAUGGACUGAGAAUCCAUACAGAAAUUCCAGCAAAAUGAAUUUACGUGGGAAAUUUCUCACCAUAUUUCACACACUUAUUUGUACAAAAUGUAAGUUUGUUAGGAUAAAUUUUAAUAUAAACUUACCGGAACU